AAGUCAAAGGUCCCUUAGGCCCGUCACCAGGUCAGCAUUGAGGUCUCUCCCAAGGACACCGAGAUGAAAACAGCAGAAGAGCCGACUUCAAGUCUUGGGCAGACCCUGGAGUGGCUGAGAAAGGAGCUGGCUGAGAUGCAGGUCCAAGACCAGAGACUCCUGCUCACGCUGAGGCAUCUUCACAGUGUCCUGGAGGAGCUGCGUGCAGAGAGUGCUCACUGGGAGGACGCCAGGUCCAGUGGAGGGACCUCCCCCAUCAGAGCUCGAGCAGGCUCUGAAGGCAGGGGCCGCCAGCCCUCCUCCUUCAGGGCCCUGGCCCAUCUCUUCCAAGGGGUAGACAGCAGACGCAGCUCCCUCCCUUAAUGGGCCAGAGAUGAGCCUGGACAUGAAACCUCUCCCACCAGUCUAAACUUCGGUUGUGGUGUUGUUAGGAGAGGGCACUGGAAUGAGAGUCCAGAAGUCAGGGCUGGAGUUCACCCCUGCCCUCAUCCACUGUGUGUCCCUGAACCUGUCACUCAGCUUCUCUGUGUCACUCUUCCCUCUCCUGUCUCUUAUCAGAGAUUUUGCACAAAUAACAUAUCAGAUGUGAACACACUUGGAAAAGACAAACAUGUUGCAUGACUUCUGACAAGUACUGUGGCAGUAAUCCCAUCCUUGGGAAUUUCUCACAAGGCGAUUGUUAAAACAAAGAAAGAGCUCAGUGUGCCAGGAUGUUUAUCUAGUGUUGCCAUGGUGAAAAACCAGCCCAUGUGUAGUGACUUGAUGGUUGUUUUCUGUCUUCCCAGCAGGACUUUUUAUUCCCCUUUUAUCUGAAAGCAACAGUCCCUACAAGCACCCUGGGCAUAGGGAUGGGCAUGUGACCAGGCCUGGCCAAUUGUCAUUCAGGUCAUCCUAGCAACAUGAUUGGCCCAAUGGGUGGGCAUGUGACUCAGCAGAGCCAAUCACGGCCCUUCUCUGGUGUUGCGCUUUUGAUGCUUGUUCUACUGCAGUUGCAAAGCUGGGGCUGGCAGGGCCCGUGUUCCCUGUCAGGUGAGGAGGGCCUGCCUGCAGGAGGAAAGAAAGAGGCUAAUCUUCAAAGAGAAGCAGAGAGAGGGCCACAGGAGAGAUGGGGAGAGAGGAAGGGUGCUGAGGGUGCUGGCUUUUUUUAGUCCCUGGUUUCAGGUCCUAGUUCUGUGAGUUAGUCCUGCCGUCCCUCGGGCACAGAAACCAGUGAAUCCCACCACAACCACCGCCCACGAACACAGGCACCAGUUUGUUUUUGCUUAAGCUGAUUUGAGUAGGGUUUCCCUCAUUUGCAACCAAAACAGUCCUGAGGAACAUAAUCCAGAUGUUCAAAGCAGCAAAGCAGAGAAAUCAUGAAAAAAUGGUGUUUCUUUCAUUCAGGGUUGGCAGCAAUAUAUGGCAGGCAACGAGGUGCAUGACUUGGCAGAACCUUCAGCUGUAUGGGGUGCUGGAGCUGUAACUUUGAAAAAUUCUAAAAGAAAGACUUUAA
Messenger RNA from Vicugna pacos (alpaca), 1492 nucleotides. It is a transcript of the gene C19H20orf202, whose product is annotated as chromosome 19 C20orf202 homolog. Lineage: Eukaryota; Metazoa; Chordata; Mammalia; Artiodactyla; Camelidae. The record is from RefSeq and is a predicted model, not a curated record.